This is a messenger RNA of Gorilla gorilla gorilla (western lowland gorilla), 4115 nucleotides long. It is a transcript of the gene MINDY1, whose product is annotated as MINDY lysine 48 deubiquitinase 1. Bases 2416 to 3666 code for a protein of 416 amino acids. Lineage: Eukaryota; Metazoa; Chordata; Mammalia; Primates; Hominidae. The record is from RefSeq and is a predicted model, not a curated record. The transcript is spliced from 9 exons. Gene Ontology annotation, molecular function: cysteine-type deubiquitinase activity; K48-linked deubiquitinase activity; cysteine-type carboxypeptidase activity. Gene Ontology annotation, biological process: protein K48-linked deubiquitination. Gene Ontology annotation, cellular component: cytosol; cell periphery.
GAGAGGCCAAGGGGGCGUGGCGUGGGGCGACGUGGGAAACGUAGUCCCGCAACUCCGCAAUGUCCCUAGCAACCGAGGGAAGGAUCGUUUUCUGAGGGAUCAGUCGUCUGGUAAACAAAUGUGUAUGUGUCACAGUAACCCAUUAUUGUGGCAUCUGAACUUUCCCUCUCAGAUCAGGCCAAGUAUAACAUCUUUCCAUAUAUCACACCGAGCAUCUGGUGACAUUUUAAAUGACACUUGGCAAAACAGAUCAUCUUCUUUCUCGAAAUUCUGCUCUUUACCAAACUGACUCAAUCGCCACCAAUUUUGUGGUUGUUCAUGUUAGGAGAACAUUAGAAUAAUCUUUGACCCCUCUUGUUAACACCUACAGUCUCCUGCCAACUCCUGCUGCUUCUCCCUUUGCAACUCUGUAGCCUGUUUUUUUCUACAGCCUCGGCAAAUAUCUUCUUCCUUUCUUGGACGGUUGUAACCUUGGCUUUUUGCUCUCUGCCACCCUAAUUGUUCCAACUGCUCUUUCAGCCUUUAGAGUUGCUUGAAAUUUCAUCCUGUGGCGGCCCUGUACAUAGAGUUUAGGGAACCCUUCAGAAUGUGGAGUUAGGUUCCAACCUCCCUUAACUGCCACUUUCCAGCCGCAGAGUAGUGCAGGUACUGCAAAUAAAUGGACACUCAUCAUCAAAAAUUCCCUCAUUUAUUUAUCUAUCCCUUUAUUUCCUACCGUCAGCCUCACACCAGCUUUUCCUGCUUCCCCAGCUGUAAAUCGAGAGGAGGUGACUGAUGAGAGGCCUGCAGUGGAACCAAGAUCCAGAGCACAGGGGUGUUGGAUCUCCUCCCUGCUCUGCCAGUUCUUUUCUUCUUCUUCUUCUUCUUUUUGAGAUGGAGUCUUGCUCCGUCUUCAGGCUGGAGUGCAUUGGCAGGAUCUUGGCUCACUGCAACCUCCGCCUCCCGGGUUCAAGCGAUUCUCCUGCCUCAGCCUCCCGAGUAGCUGGGACUACAGACAUGUGCCACCAUGCCCUGCUAAUUUUUGUAUUUUUAGUAGAGAUGGGGUUUCACUAUGUUUGCCAGGUUGGUCUUGAUCUCUUGACCUUGUGAUCCGCCCGCCUCGGCUUCCCAGAGUGCUGGGAUUACAGGCGUCAGCCAUCGCGCCCAGAGCCUGGGGCUUCUACCACACCCUCUGCAUUCUACCAGGUGCACAACCCAACCAGUUUCAUUUCUAGACUUAAAAAUGAUACAGCAAGGACUUGGAAAGGAUCUCUCUGGAGGGCUCCAGAGGGAAAAGAGCUGGGUUUGUUUGUUUGUUUUUAACAUUAAUUGAGUAAUACAUGCAAAUAUCGUGCUCUUUGGUCCUGCUUCUGUGGAUCCAGAGCAAAGGACUGCCAUACCAAGAGAGAGAGCCCAGAUCCAACAAGCUGCUUCGGUCCAGCCCUCCUCCUCCCUACUUAGCAAGGGCGCUUGCUCUUCCCUAUUCUCACCAGAGAGGCACAAGCGCUCCGUCCCUUCUAGAGGCAGGCAGAGGGAAGAGAAAGGGUCUGUUGUUUUUCUCUCCUGUUUCUCGCUCCCUCUCUGCUGAUCACAAAGCUGCUGACCGGGUCAGAAAGUCCUGAUGGAAAUCCACCAGCGCUGGGCAGGCCCCUCCUCCUCCAGGGAGCUUGUCCUUGCCUAAUUUUUCUUCGUCCUGAUGAGAACAAAAAAGAGAGAGAGAAGAAAAGAAAAACCACAAACUUCCUUUGAAAACCAGCUUGUAGUCAGGGCCUGGAGCGCAUGCCAUAGACUCGGCGACUCAGGAAUCCUGAAGAUUCUCUGAGCGACCUGGAGCGCCUUGGCUGCGUCCCUGCCUGCCUUCACCCUCCUCCAGUGCCCCCAGUACUGGGCGUGAGUCCGGAAGUGGCCACAACCCAGCCUGGACCGUCGCUUAUAAAGCUGUGUAAACCUGUAUAAGCUCAGGCGUUGACAGCUGGAAGGCAGCUGGCACUGGCAGCCCCCUUCAUUGCACCUAUCUCCCCCAUCUCAUUGCCACGGCUGAACCCUCCUUCUCAAUCUUGGAACAGCACCCACUUCUUUAAGGGAAGCUGACUCCACCCAUGUGUUCAAUCCCACCAGUCUUCCCUCCCAAGUCUGGAAGCCCCACGACCUCUUGGUCUCAUCUGGUCACAGCUAGUUAGAGGUGGAAAGAGCUCAGCACAGAAGGGCCCUUCUGUUUACACAUAUACUGCCCAUAGCCAGGAGUUACUGCACAAACACUAGCCAGCCUUCUAUACUACAUUCCUUUUCCAAGACUUUUCUGGGUUAGUUUGCUUUCCAGCCCACUGAUUUCCUUCUUAUUGGACAGGUCACUCUUUUGCAUCCCAAGCCUGGCUUAGGCAAGUCCCUGAGGUUAGUAAACACCUUCAGUGCCCCUCAGCCGAGUCCCUUUUGACCAUGGAAUACCAUCAGCCUGAGGAUCCAGCCCCUGGUAAGGCCGGGACUGCAGAAGCAGUCAUCCCUGAAAACCAUGAGGUUCUGGCAGGCCCAGAUGAGCACCCUCAGGACACAGAUGCAAGAGAUGCUGAUGGGGAGGCUGGAGAACGGGAGCCAGCAGACCAAGCUUUGCUGCCUAGCCAGUGUGGGGACAACCUUGAGUCCCCUCUGCCUGAAGCUAGCUCAGCUCCACCGGGGCCAACCCUUGGGACACUGCCUGAAGUAGAGACAAUAAGGGCAUGCUCCACGCCCCAGGAGCUUCCUCAGUCCCCCAGGACCCAACAGCCUGAGCCAGAUUUCUACUGUGUCAAGUGGAUCCCUUGGAAAGGAGAACGGACACCCAUCAUCACCCAGAGCACUAACGGCCCUUGCCCUCUCCUUGCCAUCAUGAACAUCCUCUUUCUUCAGUGGAAGGUGAAGCUCCCCCCGCAGAAGGAAGUGAUCACAUCGGAUGAGCUCAUGGCCCAUCUUGGAAACUGCCUCCUGUCCAUCAAGCCCCAGGAGAAGUCAGAGGGACUUCAGCUUAAUUUUCAGCAGAGUCCUGAGGCUGUGCGUGCAGUUGGGAAACUGAGUUACAACCAGCUGGUGGAGAGGAUCAUCACCUGCAAACACUCCAGUGACACCAACCUCGUGACAGAAGGCCUGAUUGCAGAGCAGUUCCUGGAGACCACCGCGGCCCAGCUGACCUACCACGGACUGUGUGAGCUGACAGCAGCUGCUAAGGAGGGUGAACUUAGCGUCUUUUUCCGAAACAACCACUUUAGCACCAUGACUAAGCAUAAGAGUCACUUAUACCUACUGGUCACUGACCAGGGCUUUCUACAGGAGGAGCAAGUCGUAUGGGAGAGCCUGCACAAUGUGGAUGGAGACAGCUGCUUUUGUGACUCUGACUUUCACCUGAGUCAUUCCCUGGGCAAGGGGCCUGCAGCAGAAGGUGGGAGUGGCUCCCCAGAAAAGCAGCUGCAGGUAGACCAGGACUACCUGAUUGCUCUGUCCCUGCAGCAGCAGCAGCCACGAGGCCCGCUGGGGCUUACCGACUUGGAGCUGGCCCAACAGCUUCAGCAAGAGGAGUAUCAACAGCAGCAGGCAGCGCAGCCAGUGCGGAUGCGGGCGCGGGUCCUGUCACCGCAGGGGAGAGGAGCCACAUCUGGACGCCCAGUCGGGGAGCGUCGGCAGAGGCCGAAGCACGAGUCAGACUGCAUUCUGCUGUAGCUCUGCCCCAGUGCCAGGCUGGCCUGCCCCUUCUUCCAGAGGCUAUGGCUAGUUGGCUUGCUCCCCUGCCUCCACCCCUGAGAGGUGCUGGAUAACUUAUUUAUGGACUGUUGGGGAUGAGAGCAGGCAACAAAUGCCAAGGUCAGACUUGGUAAUGUCCUUGACCUCACGUGCUGCUGCCUUCUCUGCCUCCCACCCAGGGCAACACUAGGAUUGGUGGGUUUCUGGUUCUCAACUCCUGGUCCCUGAAUAGUCACACGUAUGUACAGACUGAGGCUCUGGGGUGAGGUCCCUAUCCAGAAUGCAUCUCUUCUUCCCAUCCCUGCUGCCUGGAUGCUCCUGAUCACCUAGGCAGGCCUGUCUCCAGUUGUUUCAGAGCUUAAUUUGGGUUUCUAUCUCUUAUUUGUAAUGCCUUCCUGGGGUUUGGAAAUAAAACUUCUGGCCGGGCA